Alosa sapidissima (American shad) is the source of this 4843-nucleotide messenger RNA. RefSeq lists its product as uncharacterized. The transcript has 12 exons. The record is from RefSeq and is a predicted model, not a curated record. Bases 1322 to 4198 code for a protein of 958 amino acids. NCBI's taxonomy places the organism in Eukaryota, Metazoa, Chordata, Actinopteri, Clupeiformes, Clupeidae.
GUGUGUGUGUGUGUGUGUGUGUGUGUGUGUGUGUGUGUGUACUUAUCCUACCGACCAAUAGGGGACUAUGGGUUGAUUGCACACCAACCAAUAGGGGACAAUUGACUGAGUGGGGACCUAAAACCAUAGUCCCCACCAGGAUAACAGCUAUACAUGAUAGCAGCUGUCAUGCUAACAUACCUAGCAUCAAUAUCUCUGAAAGUUUUCAUCGUCCCCAAAAGUUCUGAUUUUGUCCGAAUGUGUGUGUGUGCUGAAGAUCGAAGCUUAGGAGUGAGACACCUUUGGUCAGUGGCUGUAUUGCAGGUGUGUAAACUAUGCUGCAGGCUCCACCCCAAUGACAUUGUCUGAAGUCAGGUUCCGCCCACAGAAGUGGGCAUUGUCACAUGAUGUAUCAGGUGACCAUAAGCCACCAAGAAACCAGGAAAAGACAGUUACUGGAGAACAGCAAAGGAAGUUUACCCAUAGGCUAAGGUUACUAGCCUAUUAGACAUGGUGAAACCAAGCUUAUUACCUCUAUAUUGCCAUAUUCAACAGAAUCUCCAUAAAAAGCCUGUUUCAAAGUUGUGUUUUAUCUAUGGCCUAUGAUAAACCUGGUUUAACGGGUCAACUAACUUUAAAGUUUGCCUAGAUUUGUGUGUUAACGCCACUCCUUCCAGCAACAUGGCCAUCUUAGUUUAAUUUUCAUGUCAUUGAUUACUUGUUUGCACAAAUUAAUGAGUGAUUGUUCAACAUAGGCUUCAAGUAGGCUACUUUACAGGCCUAGCCUACUAUUACUAGAGUAUUACUAGAUUACUACACGUUUGAAAUCGUCUGUGUUACGUUCGCUAAUUGCAUAGUAUUUAAGCACUUCUCGACUAAUGUCCCCAUACAGACUAUAGGACACCCCUCCCCCCAACAUUUUGGCGGUUUGGCUGCACUCCCUUUUCCACUCUCGCACUCCCGGUCUCAUCAGACUCAAGUCCCCAAAUAGACUAUACGAACGGAUCCCCCCACCCCAGAUGCUUUUGGCGGGCUCAGUUUUACAACUAGGCUAUAUCAGCACUUUUUGUAUUCCAUAGGUUUAGUCUAAAACAUUUCUAAUUGAUGAUACCGGAAUAUAAACAAUUAAAUUAAUGAAAAUAAAAAUGUAUUAAUUUCGGUUAUUUUAUUUCAAACAACGCAAGAGAUUCACGUCCAAUCAGCAGCGAUCUAUCCCACAACGUCUUUCUUCUACAACAAGAAGUACUUUGACAAGCGCCAUUUUGAUGAAACCAGGAGUAGGUGAAACGUGGAGGAGAGGACACGUGUGUGCUGUAAAUAUAUUACUUGUUGAACAUGUGAAAUGACAAGUACCAUCUCGGAGAGGUUCUUAAAACGAAUUUUAGUUUUGCGCCAGCAUCACUCAAAGUGUGAAUCCCUCUAUGAUAAAAUGGCAACCAUGGGGAAGCAGGAGAGCGAUGCAGAAUCGGGAUACAAAACGGAAGGCCCAAAAAGAACAACAAAAGUACGAAAUAACAGUGCUUCAGAAUUAGUUCCAGAGCUACAGCGAACGGAAAGUGUGUUUCUCACAAAAGAGAUGCUGGGCAUUCCAAGGGAUUCUUUGCCCAGCAGUGAAGAUAGUGGCAGUGAGGACGAUUAUGUUCCGGACUCAAAUAGCAGCAGCUCAGAGGAGCCCAGUGAUGAGGAACCUGCAAAGAAGGUCAGGCCCAAAGUUUCUUCUGCCAAGUCCAGUGAUGAGGAACCUGCAAAGAAGGUCAGGCCCAAAGUUUCUUCUGCCAAGUCCAGUGAUGAGAAACCUGCAAAGAAGGUCAGGCCCAAAGUUUCUUCUGCCAAGUCCAGUGAUGGCACAACAGCAACAACAUCCUUUUCUGCCACUGACAAUGAGAAGUCUUCAAGUGAGUCAGUAGUUGUAAUGAAUGUGAAAAAGAAAUCAGAUGGGUCAAGGGCCUACAGCAAAAGGCAUUUUUGUCUUUUUUGUUCAAAGCCUUAUGCAAAAAUGGCAAGACACUUGGAACAUGUACACAAAAAUGAAGCAGAAGUAGCUGCAGCUGUUAGAUUCCCCAAAAAUUCAAAAUCAAGAAGAAUUCACCUGGACCUUCUGCGCAAAAAAGGAAACCGGGCACACAACAUUGACGUGAUUCGUGAAGGCUCUGGCGUGAUAGUUCCUUGUAAACAAACAAGUGACAGUAAUAUCAAUCCUAACGAUUUCCUGCAUUGUUUAAGCUGCCAAGGGCUUUUCAAGAGAAGGUUUCUUUGGAAGCAUAUGAAAAGGUGCACUCUGGCUAGACAGUGUGGGGUACUCAAACCUGGCAAAAACAGAAUACAAUCACUCUGUGCAAACGCUCAACCUGUACCAGUGGGAGUAAGUGCUAAGUUAUGGAAGCUCUUAAGUGAAAUGAGUCAGGAUGAUGUUACCCAUGCCGCUAAAAAUGACGUGUGCAUUGUAAAGAUGGGAGAGCAAAUGUUUAACAAAAUUGGCCAUGAUCCUUCAAAACACGAAUACAUUAGGCAAAAGAUGAGGGAGGUUGGAAGACUGCUGUUAGCAGGUACACAGGAAUCCCCAAUGAAGACAAUGGAGGAUUUCAUUCUUCCGUCGAACUUUCCACAUGUUGUGAAUGCUGUGAAGGAUGUAGCAGGCUUUGACAGUAACUCCAAUUCUUUCAAAAUACCUUCACUGGCUUUAAAAUUAGGCCACAGCUUGCAGAAGAUUGCGAGCAUUAUUGAAUGUAAUGCAAUGAUAUCGGGGAAAAAGAAAAUUGUUGAAAAUGCACAACACUUCAAACAAAUUUACCGAACAUGCUGGAAUGAAAAUGUUUCCUCAUCUGCACUGAAAACACUUUCAGAAGCGAAGUGGAACACCCCACAACUGCUGCCAUUCACUGAAGAUGUUAAAAAAAUGCACAUGUACAUGGAUCAAAAACAAAAAGAAGCAUACCAACAGCUAACAAACGAGGAAUCAUCAAGGAACUGGGUUGAUCUAGCUGAGGUAACCCUCGCUCAGCUUAUACUGUUCAACCGUAGAAGAGAGGGGGAGGUGUCAAAAAUGCGCCUAACUGCCUUCACUGAAACUGAUGUGCCAUUGCAUGCAGAUGUAGCUGAGGCUCUAACUGCUCUAGAGAAGAAGCUGUGUGAACACUUCAAAAGGAUUGAAAUUCGUGGGAAGAGAGACAGGAAGGUCCCUCUACUGCUAACCCCAGCAAUGCAGGCGUCCAUGGAAUUGUUAGUGAAGACUCGUGCAUCCUGUGAGGUUCUCGAAAAUAACAUCUAUUUUUUUGCCAGACCUAGACAAGAAACGUUUAUUCGAGGCUACAAGUGCAUUCACCAGUUUGCAAAGGAGUGCCAAGCCAAAUACCCAGAGCGCUUAUCCUCUACGAAAUUAAGGAAACAUGUAUCCACACUUUCCAAGGUUUUGAACCUCAAAGAUACAGAAAUGGAUCAAUUGGCUGAUUUUUUGGGCCACAACAUCGCAGUCCACCGCAAGUUCUAUCGUCUGCCAGAAGGAACACUACAACUGGCUAAAGUUAGUAAAGUCCUGAUGGCCAUGGAAAGAGGGUGCUUAAUGGACUACAAAGGAAAGAAUUUAGAUGAAAUUGAAAUUGAUCCCAAUGAAACAAUUCCAGAGGAGAGUGACCAUUCAGAAAGCGAACUGACGGACGAAGAACUAAGCCCACCUUCUACAUCCUACCUACCUUCAGCUGCUAAGAAACGCACUUCAAAGAAGAAACAGUGCAUGCAAUCAGAGGAAGAGUCCGAGGAUCCAGGUUCAGCUGCUAAGAAACGCACUUCAAAGAAGAAACACUGCAUGCAGUCAGAGGAUGAGUCCGAGGAUCCAGGUUCAGCUGCUAAGAAACGCACUUCAAAGAAGAAACAUUGCAUGCAAUCACAGGACGAGUCCGAGGAUCCAGGUUCAGCUACUAAGAAACGCACAUCAAAGAUGAAGAGCCAAAGUAAAUGUGAUGAAAUGAACUCCGAUGUUCCAGAUGCAGCAUCCAAGACAUCCUGCCGCAAGAGAAGACCAUGGAGUCAAGAAGAAAUCCGCGCUGUUGAGAAGACCCUGAUGAAAUUUAUCACUACAGGCAGAACUCCUGGGAAGGCAGACUGCGUUUCUUGUAUCAACUCAGCACCUGAAGCACUUAAGUUCCGUGACUGGAUGUCAGUUAAGUUUUAUGUCAAAAAUCGUUGUGUGUCCUACCAAAGAACCACACAGACCCUUUUAUAGCAAUUUGAUAAGAAUGAGUUUGGGGGUGGGAGAUGGGAAUGUGUUCAGUUUUCUUAACAGGGCUUGAGCAUUUCAGAGGACCACACAAUACAUGCCCUGUACUUACACAGUAUUCUUGUUUAUAUUUUAUGUUGGCAGAGGGUCAGCAAUGUUUUUGUCAUUGGUAUUACAGUACAUGCACUUUAUUUUAACAGUACUUAAAUGAUUUUAGGUUGGGAGAGGGUCAAUUGUGUACUUUCGUUGUUAAUACUACAUGCUCAUACAAACAGGCUUUAGAGGAAAAUUAAUGAUGCUCAUGAUUGUAAUAAUGUUGAAGUGUAAAGAGUUGCGUGUGAGAAGAAGGUACGUUGUAUCCUUGUUGACGAGGUUCGUUAAAAAUAUUCUGACAACACACUUUUUUUUAUUCAUUUUAAUAUUUCUUUUAUUUUCAUUAUUCACUUGGUAUCUGCAAUGCCUGAGUAGAUAUUUUAUAUUGAGAAGGUAUCUGCUUUUUCACAUGGUGUUGACUGUAGCAUUACUAGCACUUUCAGAAAUAAUGUACGCUAAUAACUAUCACAACAAUCUACCUCAUAACGUUCUAAUGAAGUGUGGUUGUGCAUUCUGGCACUGUGUUAAGCAGCCAAUAAAUGUGUUGAUUGCUACUAA